Messenger RNA from Erinaceus europaeus (western European hedgehog), 1272 nucleotides. RefSeq names its product growth hormone regulated TBC protein 1 (gene GRTP1). The coding region runs from base 56 to 1081 and encodes 341 amino acids. NCBI's taxonomy places the organism in Eukaryota, Metazoa, Chordata, Mammalia, Eulipotyphla, Erinaceidae. The record is from RefSeq and is a predicted model, not a curated record. The transcript is spliced from 8 exons.
CGCCCGGCGGAAACGCGAUCCGGGAAAAGGCGAUCGGGGACCUGGCCGACCCGGCAUGGAGCCCGCAGAGCGCGCGCAGGCGGCCUUGGACCGCGUGCCCAGGGUGGACGCCUACGGCUUCGAACGGCCGGCGGACGUGGACGCGGCCGCCUACGAGGACUCGCUGGCCGCGCAGCUGGCGGUGCUGGCGCGCAGGGCGCACAAGUGGGAGCGGCUGCUGCGGGGAGGAGGCGUGCGCAGGAACCUGACCCUGAAGCGCUACAUCCGGAAGGGUGUGCCCCUGGAGCACAGGGCCCGUGUGUGGAUGGGGGUGAGCGGGGCCCAGGCCCAGCUGGACCAAAACCCCGGCUACUACCACCGGCUCCUCCAGGGCCACAGGGACGACAGCCUGGAGGAGGCCAUCAGGACAGACCUGCACCGGACUUUCCCUGACAACGUCCGCUUCCGCAGAGACGCGGAGCACUGCCUGCAGGAGCCGCUGUUUAAUGUGCUGCUGGCGUACGGGCUGCACAACCCGGCUGUGGGGUACUGCCAGGGCAUGAACUUUGUCGCGGGUUACCUGUUGCUGGUCAGCUCGAGGGAGGAAGAGGCCUUCUGGCUGCUGGACGCUCUGCUGGGGCGGAUCCUGCCCGACUAUUAUGGCCCGGCCAUGCUGGGGCUGCGGACGGACCAGGAGGUGCUGGGUGAGCUGGUGAGGGCCAAGCUGCCUGCCGUGGCCGCCUUGCUGGACAGACACGGUGUCCCCUGGAGCCUGCUGGCCGCCCGUUGGUUUAUCUGCCUGUUUGCAGAUGUCCUCCCUGUGGAGACGGCACUGCGCGUGUGGGACUGCUUGUUCUGCGAGGGCUCCAAGGUGCUGUUCCGCGUGGCCCUCACCCUGCUCAAGCUGCACCAGGCUUUCCUGCUCAGUGCAGCCUCAGGCCCGGAGCUCUGCCAGCGCGCCCAGGAGAUCACCCGGGGGGCCUGCGCCUGGCACUGCUACUCCUUCAUGCAGAGCAUCUUCUCGGAGCCGGGCAGCCUGUCCCGAAGCUCCAUCCGCCGGCUGCGCCAGGCCUGCAGGAGACGCCUGCUGGUCCAGGGUUGAGCACCCCUGCCGGGCCUCACAGCAGCCUGGGACCUGCCUCCAAUCUGACCCCAGGAGUCACGUUCUCAGAGACUCUGCCGCAGAGACUGAGCGUCCCCCCAGGAGUCACGUUCUCAGAGACUCUGCUGCAGAGACUGAGCACGUCCGCCUGGACUAACGACCGGACUGGGAAUUAAAACAGUGGAACCUGG